AUUAUUCUGUUAAACUGUGCGAGUUAACUUUUAUUUUGAAAAGUGACGUGACGCGUAGAACCGCGAAGAUGACGUUACGCGCCUUCUCCACCAAUAACGAAGCAAAAACACUUCAUCACUCGGUAGUACAGUCUUUUUUUACUGUUCCCUAAACUUUUGAUUAUCAGCACUGUGGAUGUUUUACUUCGUGAUCGUUUAAUGGUCCGGGAGGUAAGAGUCUGUCAUGGAGUCUGUGUUAGUAAACCUGCAGCACGUCGUGGAGUUACUGGCCGUGUCUCAAACGAACUAUGUGAAUGAAUGGGACCAUCACACAGUACUCAGAGCGUUCAGGUGGGCUCAAUUUUGCGAGCAGCUUCACGCACUGUCCUGCUCGAACCCUCCGCUCAGAUCCGCUAUGCAGUCCCGCCUGCAUGACACCAACCAGCUCCUGCAAGAAAUAUCACCUUCGUACUCUCCAGUCACGUUGUCCGGCCUGGCUCAAUGUCAACACAGUCUGCUCAUUAAUUUACUCAGGAACCCUUCUGCACCAUGCUCCAUCGUACAAAUGUUUUUCCCAAAUCCCAAAACGGCUACACACGACGGGUUUGAUAUGGACCAGACCCGCCUUAUUACAUGCAAAUCCGCUUUAAAGUUGCUAUGCCGCAGUUUGGACAGGACAAGUAAUGCUGGAUUAAAUGUUGAAUCAGAAGUGAAAGGCAGACUACUCCGAAAACAUCUAGAUUCAGUAGUGUCUCGGUCUGAUAAUUACGUUGCUGCGAGAUCGCUACUAGAUUCAGUCCUCCGUGAUAGCGCGGGAAAAAUUGACAGCCUUUAUGACGUCAUAGCAGGUGCGCUCAUUGACGAAACAAACAACGACACUUGUCACGUCAUCCUCGACUGGCUUCAAGAUCACGACGGAUGUUUAGGUAAACUGUGCAGCUCGAUGUCCCCUGGGCUUUGCUGCGUUCUUUCUGGAGGGUCUGUAACGUUUAAACGUGGCUACUGGGACGCUUUAAAACAGUGGGCAUCCAGCCUGGAGUAUGAUGUCAUGCAGAGCGCGUGGGUGCCGACGUGUUCCGUGACGUCAGAGGAGCCAGUGACGUUUAAUGUACUGGUUGAUCGAUUCGGGGCUCUGCUAAAAUCAGGGUCGCCGUUAAAAGAGGAGACGGAGACUAAGCUCCUAGAAUUAAAACUUGAAAGUGGGGACUUUGACGUGAAAGGUGUUAGUGUUUGGACAGAUCUAAUAAUUCAACUAAAAAUGUUAAAAUAAUGAUAUUUGGAGAAAUGUGGUAUAAUGGUAAUAAUACAAAUAUGUCCUACUUGAGAAUGGAUGGAAGUGUAUUUGUGUGUUCUUUUUGUAUUGGGAAAUACUGACUAGAUUAUUUCAAUUUAACUUAUUUGCUUGUCAUUUAGAUUUACUUUUUAGAGGACUGAACAUUUGUGAAUUUUUUGCUUUUUGGCAUUUUUGUAUGUAUUCUUUGUUAAAAUUAUUAUGAAUUAUUACAUCAUAUUUUUACUGUCUUGUAUACACACACACACAUUCCAAACAUAAUUACUUUUUGUCAUAGUUUUGAUAUUUUAAACUUUUUAGGUAAUUUAAACAAUGAAAGCUCUAAACUGAUUUACAAAAAGUACAAGUACAAAAAGAUGUUGUGUUGUGUAUGCCUCAGGCUUCCAGCAGACAGGGGGAGACAAUGUCCUUCACAAUCAUAACCUUCCCAUAUGCUUUCUCUAUAAGCUGAGAUUGAACCAUUGCGCAUUGUUUAAAGUUUCAACAUAAUUAACUUUGUCCACAUUAAAUUAUUUAAGUCAAUGCCUAAACGCCAACAAUUAAAAUUUGUUUUUUAGGCCUAGACACAUUAAGGGAAUAAAAAACUAAACCAAAAUGCAUGCACGGCUUACAACUGUAGAUCUGUAUUUGCAAUGCAUUUUAUAAAUAUGUUAGGACACAUUUAGUAAAAGUAUUAGACUGAAUAGGCUGCAUGACAGAUGGUGGAAUAUUUGUCACCUUGGCAACCGCUGGCAUUAGUCUCAGAAUUGUAUUUGAAAUAGAAAAGACCGGGCAGCAAAUGCACGCGCCUCUUAAAUUGGUCCCUGGGGAUUCACAGACGCGUGCUUUGUGGGAUGAAUUUCAUAUGUCUGUCACAUAAGGGAGGAGCAGAAGCUGCAUCGACCGGGGCCACUCCACAUUUAAUGAUUUAUGAGGUAGCAUGAGGUUAUUGAAACCAGCAAUCAAAUCUCAUUGUUUGUGAAACCAUGAAAUCUCAAUAGCAUUAUUUUGCUUGUUGAUUCCUCAGAUAAAUAUCAUUUGCUUAUCAAAACAGUAGUUUGUUAAGGGGAUAGUUCACCCAAAAAUUAGUUGUUAACUCUCAAGUUGUUACAAACCUGUACAAAUUUCUUGUUCUGCUGAGAAAUGUUUAACCAGACCAUUUUUGAGCACCAUUGACUUCCAUAGUAUUUUUCUUUUCUACUACCAAUGGUGCUCCUGUUUCCUGCUUGAUUACAGAUACCUUCUUUUGUGUUCAGUAAAACAAAGAUUUUUUGCUGAAUUUUCAUUUAUGAGUAAUCUAUCCCUUUGUUUUAGUGAAUAUAUAAAAUCUGUCUAUCUAAUCUUUGUAAAAGGAUUUUACAUCUUAUCACAAUCAAAAUCUCCAUUAAAAUGACAGAACUAGUGAUAUUCAGUGUAGAACAUGCUAAUUAAAUAUUGAAUAAAAGAAGCAAUUUAAUCGACCUUAACAUCCUUUAACCAGGACAGAAAUAGCAGAGACAUUUUUUCAGGGUGUUCUGACUGCUCUUGAUAUGCUGUGGUGUCUUAGACACUUCAGUAGAUGAAUAUUUUUUCUUUCAUCCUUGUCUCCUUGGAAACAAUAAAAUGUGUGUUUUCUCGGCUCAGUUAUGC
Molecule: messenger RNA, 2878 nt
Organism: Paramisgurnus dabryanus
Lineage: Eukaryota; Metazoa; Chordata; Actinopteri; Cypriniformes; Cobitidae
Gene: fancf
Product: FA complementation group F
Biological process (GO): interstrand cross-link repair
Cellular component (GO): Fanconi anaemia nuclear complex
Source: RefSeq, a predicted model, not a curated record